Messenger RNA from Saccharomyces mikatae IFO 1815, 1008 nucleotides. It is a transcript of the gene FDO1, whose product is annotated as Fdo1p. The transcript has a single exon. The record is from RefSeq and is a predicted model, not a curated record. Bases 1 to 1008 code for a protein of 335 amino acids. Lineage: Eukaryota; Fungi; Ascomycota; Saccharomycetes; Saccharomycetales; Saccharomycetaceae.
AUGGAAGAUAAUAAAGUGAGAGGAGGUAAACCGAUUCAAUUUGCUUCUUGGUCGAAUCAAGUGGCAUCCUUAGAAAACGGUGGCAGCGACGUACAAAGUGUUAUUCUAAAAGCUUCGAAGUUGAUCCGACAAUUGAACGAUAACGGGUUAAUGAGUCCAAUGGAGGAUGAGCAUUCACAAACUUCAUCUUCACAGGAGACACUUAGUAUUGAUAAAGAAAUUGGUGAAGAAAGCCGGAUGGAACUUGUCCAAGCAAAAGGUGGUAACUCUCGGAAGGAAGUAGACAUAUAUUCUGGAUUGAGGGAUUCCGCAUAUGCUAGGGAGAAUAUGCUAAACGUUUUGCAAUCAUUAGUCUCACAUCUAAAUCAAGCUGUUGCUCAAAUACAACAGUUAAAAUUUAAGAAUAUGAUUCUUACUUCAAAUGAAAAUAAUAUACAAUCGAGACAUGAAGUGGAAGAUAAUCUUCAGAAACAACAAUUUGAAAGAAUAAAAUGUCAGUUUCUGUUGGACCGUCAAAGUUUAAAGGAUCAAUUACGAAAGCGAGACAAUAAAAUUGUUAGAUACAAACAGAAAAUCAUCGAAAAGAACAAAAAAUUAAAUAAUCUGGCGAAAGUUCUUAAUCAGCAUGCUAUAUCCGAUACAUCUCAAAUAGAUAGUUUUAGUAGCUCCAUAAAGAAAACACCCUCUUCGACCAUUACGCCCCAAGAAACGAAGUCGGAUAUGUUGAACACUUUAGGAAUAUUGGCCACGCACGUCUUGAAAGACGAAAUUGAUGAUGAUUCUGGAAAUCAAACGAUUCUGCAACUGGCUGCGGGGAGUAUCAGUAACGAUUAUAACACAACGGAAUUGGAAAUUACGUGCAGUCCCGAAAUGGGGAGGUCUGCCACACAAAAUCGGUCGGAUAGAAAAGUUGAAUCUGCUCAGGGUUUACAUGGGAAUAGAACUCUUCAGUUACCCAAAAUGAAAAGUUUCAGCACCAUAGACGGUAGCAUUAAAGAUAUUAAGUGA